Molecule: messenger RNA, 978 nt
Organism: Akanthomyces muscarius
Lineage: Eukaryota; Fungi; Ascomycota; Sordariomycetes; Hypocreales; Cordycipitaceae
Exons: 3
Coding region: 1-978 (325 amino acids)
Source: RefSeq, a predicted model, not a curated record
AUGAACAAUACCAGAUUUUCUUUUCGAUUUUUACGCCCGCUACUCUCGCACAAUACUCGCACAAACAUGUCUGCACAGGCCGGAAACAUGGAGAAAAUGUCCAACACCCUCAGCGGCAGCUUCUCUGAAGCGGACAAGCACGAGAACACGUGGGUGCGCACCAGCAAGACCAUCAUCGCCAAGCUCGCGGCGCCCCUGCUGCCCAAGAUGGGCCUGACGGCGGACCGCACGGCGCCGGUGACGCUGCUAGACAAUGCCGCCGGCGCGGGCGUCAUGGCGCAGGAGGUCAACAGGACGCUGCCGCGGACGACGCUGCAGGCCGGGUCAAUUCUGGCGACGGACUUUUCCGAGGCGCUGGUCGGCAUCACGCAGGAGCGCAUCAAGACGGAGGGCUGGAUCAACACGGAGGCACGCGUCGCCGACGCACAGGAUACAAAGCUGCCGGACAACACAUAUAGUCACGUUUCCAUCUUGCUUGGCUUGCAUAUAAUUCCCAACCCGGAUGCUGCCGUAAAAGAGGCGAUUCGCGUCCUCAAGCCCGGCGGCGUCUUUGGCGCCACGACGUUCCCGACGCACACGGAGAACAAAUUCUGGUUCGCCGAUGUCAAGACAGCCUUUGAUGCCAUGCCGUUUGACGCGCCGUUGCCGGACAAGAUGCCCAUGCAGAUGCACGACUCGGGCACAUGGUACGAGCCGGCGUGGGUGGCGACGCACCUGGAGAGCCUGGGGCUCAAGGACGUCAAGGUCAAUGUGCAGGGCGACUCGUACUACAUCCGCAGCGCCGACGAGUUCAUCGACAUGUUUGGCAUGAUGCUGGGCUUCGUGACCAAGAUGUUCUGGAGCGAGGAGCAGCUGGCGGCGCACUCGGCGGACGAGGUCAAGGCGCUGGUGCACAAGCACCUGGUGGAAAAGCACAAGGGGCAAGGGUGGGAGGUCAAGUGGGAUGUCAUUUACAUGACGGGACGGGUGGAUAAAUGA